AUGGGUAGCAUUGUUGUUCUUGUUAAACAUUCAGGAAGAUGGAAUUAUGAGCAAGAAUAUGAAGAGUACAUGAGUGAUGCGAUAUUGUUGAGCGUAAACUCUAUGGAUAAUUUCAGCAGAAUUGUAAGUUCAUCAUUGUGUAAUUCGGAAAGUCUAAAGAUGUCUGUCAGUGUGAGUAACGUGGGAAAUAUAAGUACUCAACGAGCAUUAAUAGUUACUCCGUCAGAAGAAUGUUUGGAUGUAUUUGAAAUGGAUACAAGUAGAGUUAUUAUCUCCGACCCACAUCACAAACAUAUUGAGGUUGAUCAAGUUUAUAUCUCGAAAAGAGUAUUAAAAUCAGUUAUGAAGGACUAUUCAAUUCGUGAAAAGUUUCGAACACUAUCUGUAAGAUCGAGUAAAACCUGUUAUACAUUGUUGUGCAGAUCCGAUAAUUGUACUUUUUUAUUUCAUGCAUCUGAUAUCGGUGAAUCUGGAAUGUUUAAUGUUAGAGAAUUUUUACCAGAACAUACCUGUCCGAUCAAAAAUAAUAUUUAUCCUAAAUUGCAUGCUACUAGUAAGUUGAUUAGUGGUAUAGUCAAACCAAAAUUUAAAUGCCACAAACGGAAAUACAGUCCAUCUGAAAUUAGAAGUGAUAUAAAGGAAGACAUGGGUAUGGAUUUAACAUAUAUUAUGUGUUGGCGAGCCAAGGAGCAAGCACUUGAAGAGUUAAGAGGGAAACCAGCAGCAUCAUAUGGGAAACUACCUGCAUACAUUCAUGUGCUAAACACUAGUUAUCCCGGUCAUCUAAGAGGACUGUAUAGUGAAAUUUUCGUAGCUGCAUGUACCAUGAAUGGAGCUGGACAUAUAUUUCCUUUCGGCUAUGGAGUUCUUGAUUCUGAAAAUGAUGCUUCUUGGACUUGGUUCUUUAAAAAUCUGAAGGAAGCAUAUGGUGAGAGAAGAGAAAUGUGUGUAGUUUCUGGUCGUAAUGCAAGCAUCAUAAAAGCUGUAAGUGAGGUGUAUAAUGAUGUACCACAUUAUGCAUGCAUGUGGCAUUUAUGGGGAAAUGUGAAAAAAAACUUUAGAAAAUCACAUGAUGCAUUAUCCGAUGUCUUCUACACAAUGGCAAAAUCAUAUUCAAUGACUGAAUUUCACGGUUUAAUGGAGAAGGUGGAGGCAGUUGAUGUUAGAGUGAAGAAUUACUUGAAUUUGACGGGAUACGAUAAACAGCAGGCAUUGUAUACUUUUACAGAUUUUAUUGGUAAGUUUCAACAAAUUCUACAACAGAAUGAAGCGGAGAGUACACAUAUGAAGGUUAUACCUGCAUCAGAAUGUAUCUAUACAGUCCACGACAAGGAGAAAUAUUUUAUUGUUUGUCUUAAUGAAAAGAAAUGUUCUUGCAAUGCAUUUCAGUUGGAUGAGAUAACGUGUGUUCAUGCUUGUGCAGUUCUUGAUAGCAAGAAUUUUAAGAACGGACCAUAUUGCUUUGAACUAUACAAGCCAAAAACAGUCUUGAGAACAUAUGAUGUUCCAGUUUAUCCUCUACCACACAAAGACAACUAG
Messenger RNA from Capsicum annuum, 1539 nucleotides. RefSeq lists its product as uncharacterized. The transcript has 7 exons. The coding region runs from base 1 to 1539 and encodes 512 amino acids. Lineage: Eukaryota; Viridiplantae; Streptophyta; Magnoliopsida; Solanales; Solanaceae. The record is from RefSeq and is a predicted model, not a curated record. Gene Ontology annotation, molecular function: zinc ion binding.